Molecule: messenger RNA, 2424 nt
Organism: Orycteropus afer afer
Lineage: Eukaryota; Metazoa; Chordata; Mammalia; Tubulidentata; Orycteropodidae
Source: RefSeq, a predicted model, not a curated record
AGAAAUAAGAGGACCUGCUCCUCCAAUUUAAAGUCAGUUUGGCCAGUGAACACAAGCGGAUUUACAGAUCACCAUGAGCUCUUAACAGAAACAAAAAGGCCACUAGAUACCAUCUCUCAACAAGCUUUUUAUAGUGGUGAAUCUGUGUCAGCUGUGGAAAAGCAGUAUCUACAUAAUAGUAAUCUCACACCACAACAAAAAAUAGAUGAACUUUAUCAUGGAUUUACUGGCUUAGACCUUGAAGAACAAUGGAUGUACCCCUCACGAAGUGAUCACUCUAACUAUUACAAUAUCCAGACAAGUGAUACAGCUAAAUCAACAUUCCAAGAAUAUCCAUUUAUCAAAAAUUGUUUUACACCACGAACUGGUCUGUCUGACAUCAUGAAAGAGUCUGGAGUUGAUACUUACCCUUAUGGGAGAGAAAAAAUAUGUGCUAAAGGUCUUGAAGCUCCAUUACAACAAAAAAGGGCAGAAAUGUUUCUUUCCCAAUUUAAUAGAUACAACGAAAAUGUAGAUUACUGUAGAUACCCAGAAUAUGCUCAUCCUAAUAAAGCUAAGCUUAAUAAAUGUUCUAAUUUUAAUGUCCAAGACAGUAAAAAAUUAGCCAAUGGCACACCUGAAACACCAUCGGUAGAAGCAGAUACCUACACAAAGUUAUUUCAAGUUAAACCAGCAAAUCAGAAAAAAAUGGAGGAGGCAAUACCGGACCAGCAGAAUUUCACAUUUCCCAAAACUACAUCACAUCAGACAGAAAAACAGUUUGCAAAGGAAGCAGCAUUCACUGCUGAUUUUGGCUUAAAAUCAGAAUAUGGACUGAAACCUCAUACAGCUUGUCCAGCUAAUAAUGAUUUUGCUAAUGUCACAGAAAAGCAGCAGUUUGCUAAACCUGAUCCCUCAAGUUCUGAGUAUUUUAAAUCAGUGAAUUUGUUAUCAAAUGCAGCAACAUCUUCAGGAAGCAUCAACUUAAGCAGACCAACUUGGAUGAAUGUUCAAACAAAAAAUAAUACUCCUAUUCCUUAUCGAAAUCAAGGUACCUUGAUGAAAUUAAAUAGUCAUUUAAGUGCUGCUGCAAAAGGUUCUAACCAUUCAGAUUUUCCCCAAAUAUCAUCCACAAACUUAACCCCAAAUAGCAAUUUAUUUCAAAAGUAUUGCCAAGAAAACUCUUCAGGAUUUUCUAGUUUUGAUUUUAGUUACAAUGGUGCAGAAAGAAUUCAAUCUGUCAGUCACUUGGAAGGACUGACAAAGACUGGAGAAGAAAAUUUCUUUGAAUUGGUUACUGAUAAAAAAAUAAAGCAGCCAAAUGGAUUUUGUGAUAGUUACUCACCUCAGCAAUAUGGGAUCAUUGAAAAUGUGAACAAACAUAAUUUUCAAGCUAAGCCUCAGAGUGGACAUUAUGAUCCUGAGGAAGGUCCAAAACAUUUAGAUGGCUUAUCUCAAAAUACAUACCAAGAUCUGUUGGAGUCACAGGGUCACUUUAAUAGCCACAGACAGGGAAGUGGAGACAGCAAUAUUAAUAGCCGUGUGACUCGCACACAGGCAUCAUGCUUUUCUAAUAAUUAUAUGAUGGGAGAUAUAAGGCAUAAUCAGAGUUUUCAACAACUUGGUUCCAAUGGCUUUCCCCUAAGAUCUACCCACCCAUUUGGCCAUUCUGUUAUUCCACUAUUGGAUUCCUAUGAUUUGUUUUCUUUUGAUGACUUAAGCCAUUUAUACCCUUAUUUUAAUGAUAUGAUGUAUGGUGAUAAUUCCUUUUCUGGUUUCGUGCCAACUUUUGGAUUUCAAAGACCAAUUAAAACCCGUAGUGGACCAGCUAGUGAACUUCAUAUUCGUCUAGAAGAGUGCUAUGAACAGUGGAGAGCAUUAGAGAAGGAGAGAAAGAAGACUGAAUUAGCCCUUGCCAAGAAUUACCCAGGGAAAAAAAUAUCCAGUAUUAACAGUACUCCAUUUCCAAGGCUGACCUCCAAUCCAUCUAGAGUUGAUCGCUUAAUUGUGGACGAACUUCGAGAACAAGCCAGAGUUGUGACUUUAUUAGGCAAAAUGGAACGUCUUCGAAGCUCUCCCCUUCAUGCUAAUAUCUCUACUGCUCUUGAUAGACACUUGGAGUCCAUUCACAUCGUACAGUCACGUAGAAAGGAUGAAAUUGUAAAUGCUUCAAAUCGGCAAAGGCAAGGAGUUCCUAGGUGCCAAGAUGACAGAGAUGUUUUUGCUCUUGCUUCAGCAAUUAAAGAGAUGUGUGUGGCUACUCAGAAAGCCCGUACUACCCUAUGGUGUGCCCUGCAGAUGACCUUGCCCAAAACAGUCAGUACAGCUGGUCAAGCAGAUGUGGAAAAAGCUUUACAAGAUAUAGUAAAUUGUGAAAAUAAAGUCCAUGAAAGCAUAAAUAGUAGCAAUUCACUGAACCAGAGAGGUGAAACAAACAAACAUUAA